AUGAACUUUGAGUCCAACCGUUUCUACAAAGAUUCUAGGGAUAGAGGUGCAUGUUUUGUGGCUUUCAAGGGAGAUGAUAUUGAAAGUUCACUAUCAGUGAAGAUGCAUGGGAAAUCAGCAAAGGCAAUAUCCAUCCAGGCGCUGUUGGCAAACAAAUUUCUGAUCUUAGACUCUGUUGGUGAUCUACAGCUUUUGUGCCGCUCUUAUUCUGUUUAUGGAUUGGCAACUUUUUGUCACAUGAAACAGUUAACUCAGACAAUGAAAGUUAUAAAGCUGGUGGUUCUUCAUGAUUUUCCUUCAGUCGAACAAACUGUUUGGAUGUCAGAUGGACAUCAUACUGUACAUCGGAUGGUAAUAUCUGGAAUAGAUACUUCUGUUGAUGAAACAAAAAGCAAAGACAGCAGGGUAAAGCUCAUCCAAACCUCAGUUACACAAGCAAUUUUUACCAGUGAAAAAAUCGAUGAAACGGUGCCUUUGGCUGCUAAUGCAAUGUUGAUUCUUGGACAAGAAGUUCUAUUUAGGCUAUCCAGUUCGCUGGAUGAUGGAAUGGUCCGAAUGCUGACCAAGAUUCACUCUGUGACUUAUCAAGCCACCUCUGCUCCAUGGCAGGCUUUGGUAAUGCUGGGACGAAACUUGGUGGUAAUUUGGAAGCCCUUUGUGUGCUGGUUCACUGCUUUAUACACUUUCCUCAGAUGUAGUGCUUCUGUGCUUAUAUUGAAUUUAAGUUCUCAUUUGCGUAUCUGCCUGACUGUCCUAAGGUGCAACCUCGCUGCAAUAUUUUGUGGGACGGGAUGGUUUUUGUGCCCAUCAAUGUGCUCGGGUUGUGAAAUUGGACUUGUCGAUCGGAAUGGUAGGGUUAGUUCAAGCCUGGUACAAUCCGAGCUAGGCUCACAUCUGCCAGUGGACCUGCCGAUGUUGUGGGCCAGUCCAUUGUUAGUUUGA
This is a messenger RNA of Fraxinus pennsylvanica, 942 nucleotides long. Lineage: Eukaryota; Viridiplantae; Streptophyta; Magnoliopsida; Lamiales; Oleaceae. The record is from the annotation of a GenBank genome assembly.